This is a messenger RNA of Oncorhynchus kisutch (coho salmon), 2888 nucleotides long. Its product is annotated as tubulin polymerization-promoting protein family member 3-like. The record is from RefSeq and is a predicted model, not a curated record. Gene Ontology annotation, cellular component: microtubule. The transcript is spliced from 4 exons. Bases 387 to 920 code for a protein of 177 amino acids. NCBI's taxonomy places the organism in Eukaryota, Metazoa, Chordata, Actinopteri, Salmoniformes, Salmonidae. Gene Ontology annotation, biological process: microtubule polymerization; positive regulation of protein polymerization; microtubule bundle formation. Gene Ontology annotation, molecular function: tubulin binding.
AUUAGCAAGAGGUAAGAGCUGCUGCAGUUUAGUGUUGCUUUCUAGCUCUGGGAGAUCUGGGGGAUCUGAGGCUCAGGGGGAUCUGGGGUUCUGAGGGAUCUGAGGCUCCUGCAGAUCUGGGGGCUCUGAGGCUCAGGGGGAUCUGGGAGCUCUGAGGGAUCUAGGUGAUCUGGGGCUCCUGCAGAUCUGGGGGCUCUGAGGGAUCUAGGUGACCUGGGGCUCCUGCAGAUCUGGGGGCUCUGAGGCUCGUGGGGAUCUGGGGGCUCUGAGGGCUCGGGGGGCUCUGAGGCUCGGGGGGCUCUGAGGCUCAGGGGGCUCUGGGAGAUCUGGGGCUCUGGGGGCUCUGCUACUGCUACUGUUACUACUACUGCUGGAUAUUCUUCAAGAUGGCGGAGAGCACAGAUCUGGAGCAGCUGAUGAACUCCUUUAAGAAGUUUGCGAUCCACGGAGACACCAAGGCUACCGGGAAGGAGAUGAACGGGAAGAACUGGGCUAAACUGUGUAAGGACUGCAAGAUCAUCGACGGGAAGAAUGUCACCGGCACUGACGUGGAUAUCGUCUUCACGAAAGUCAAAGCGAAGACGUCCCGGGUGAUCACCUACGAGGAAUUCCAGAGAGCCCUGGAGGAGCUGGCCCAGAAGAGGUUCAAAGGUCAGAGCAAAGAGGAGGCCCUAACGUCUGUCUACAAGCUGAUAGAGGGCAAGGAGCCCACCAACGUAGGAGUCACGAAAAUGGCGAAGACAGCCGCAGUGGACAGACUGACGGACACCACCAAGUACACAGGCUCCCACAAAGAGCGCUUCGACGAGAGCGGGAAGGGGAGGGGUAAGGGCGGGCGGGAGGAGCUGGUGGAGGAAACGGGAUACGUCGGCUCCUACAAGAACGCCGGAACCUACGAGGAGAAAACCAAGGCUAAGUAGACCACCGGGCCAGGCGGUGUGGUCAACAGGUCCAGUAGACCACCGGGCCAGGCGGUGUGGUCAACAGGUCCAGUAGACCACCGGGACAGGCGGUGUGGUCAACAGGCCCAGUAGACCACCGGGCCAGGCGGUGUGGUCAACAGGUCCAGUAGACCACCGGGCCAGGCGGUGUGGUCAACAGGUCCAGUAGACCACCGGGCCAGGCGGUGUGGUCAACAGGUCCAGUAGACCACCGGGCCAGGCGGUGUGGUCAACAGGCCCAGUAGACCACCGGGCCAGGCGGUGUGGUCAACAGGUCCAGUAGACCACCGGGCCAGGCAGUGUGGUCAACAGGCCCAGUAGACCACCGGGCCAGGCGGUGUGGUCAACAGGUCCAGUAGACCACCGGGCCAGGCGGUGUGGUCAACAGGUCCAGUAGACCACCGGGCCAGGCGGUGUGGUCAACAGGCCCAGUAGACCACCGGGCCAGGUGGGGUGGUCAACAGGCCCAGUAGACCACCGGGCCAGGCGGUGUGGUCAACAGGUCCAGUAGACCACCGGGCCAGGCGGGGUGGUCAACAGGCCCACAACAUGAGAUGUAUCCCAAAUUACAUCCUACUCUAUAUAGUCCACUACUUUGACCAGAGCGCUAUGGGUCCUGGUCUAAAGUAGUGCACUAUAGAGGGAAUAGGGUGCCAUAGGGCUCUGGUCUAAAGUAGUGCACUAUAUAGGGAAUAGGGUGCCAUAGGGCUCUGGUAUAAAGUAGUGCACUAUAUAGGGAAUAGAGUGCCAUUUGAGACGCUUCCAGGGUCACUAUCCCCUAAGCCCCCCCCCCCCCCCCUUACAGUCGGGACCAAACCCUGAACCCAGAACUCUGACCCCUAACCACAGGCUUAACCCCAGGCCCUUUCGACAGAGGCUGUCCUCUCCUAUCUUUGAUAUGUCCUGAGGGGGUGUGUGUUGUCAUUGGGGAUGAUGAGAGAGAGAACAUGUCCUGAGGGGGUGUGUGUGUGUUGUCAUUGGGGAUGAUGAGAGAGAGAACAUGCUUUUUACUCUUAUUAUAGCUAUGGAGGUUGUGAGGUGAUCUCCUUCAACAGAGAUAUGACCGAUAGACAGGUCGUGAGGUGAUCUCCUUCAACAGAGAUAUGUCUGAUGUGUGUUUACAGAUGACUAGAUCAGAAUGCUCUGUUCACUUUCAAACCUGGCCUGCCCUGAGACUGUACAUAGACCUGUGAUAUACCAUACCUUCACCUUGCUUUGGUUUUAACAUGUUGAGUUGCACUGUGAAAUACUGAUGCAAGAGUUGCUCUGGAAUUGAAUGAAACAUCCACUGUAAAGUCAAACGUCAGCACCAAGACCGUGAUUAGACAAAACACAAUACUGGUCAAAUAAUCUGACAUUGUGCCGUGUUCCAUAGGCUUCAAACCAUGAAUGUCUAUCUUUGAAUUGAAUUCACUUUCUUACCGUAUAUUUCAUCAUUCUUACCGUAUAUUUCAUCUUUCUUACCGUAUAUUUCAUCUUUCUUACCGUAUAUUUCAUAUUUCUUACCGUAUAAUUCAUCAUUCUUACCGUAUAUUUCAUCUUUCAUACCGUAUAAUUCAUCAUUCUUACCGUAUAUUUCAUCUUUCAUACCGUAUAAUUCAUCUUUCUUACCGUAUAAUUCAUCUUUCAUACCGUAUAAUUCAUCUUUCUUACCGUAUAAUUCAUCUUUCUUACUGUAUAUUUCAUCUCUCAAACUCAAUAGUUUCAGGGUUUCGUCUUUAAGACUAUCGUUUUAGAACUAGCUAGCUUUUUAUUCCGAGACUAUUUCUUUAAACGUUUGUUGCUUUUCCCCAAAAAAAAUAUAUAUAAUAUAAUAUAAUAAAUAUAUAUAUUUUCUCUCUUUUGGUUCUUUUUGAUUAGUUUGUUUUAGUGUCGUAGAAACUGGACAACGGCUGCAUUGAAGGGGAAAUUGUUGUAUACAAAAUGAUAAUAAAGUGUUUGUCUUUA